UAUCGAUCCAUGGGUUCGAGUUGACUUCACUCCCUUCCCAAAUCGCCCAUUUGAACAACUCUGGCGCUUUGUUUGGUCUUGCAUCUGAUCUCCGAUAAUAUUCUCACUUUCAUGUCCUUCUAUCCUUAAACCCCUUGCGCACCCAUUCUACAGGCCUACGUAAAAUUACUUGCGACAUUUCCCUCCGCUACCCCUGAUCCUACCAUUACCUCUAACAAGUUUCUCUUGUCACAAUGGCGUCCACUUCCGCUGUAGGGUCGUAUUCGAACCCUUUGAAAAAGUUCAAGCUGGUGUUCUUGGGAGAGCAGAGCGUUGGCAAAACGUCCCUGAUUACGAGAUUCAUGUACGACUCAUUCGAUAAUACAUAUCAAGCGACCAUCGGAAUCGACUUUCUGUCAAAGACUAUGUACCUAGAGGACAGAACUGUUCGACUCCAGCUUUGGGAUACAGCCGGUCAAGAACGAUUCCGGUCAUUGAUCCCUUCCUACAUUCGGGAUUCGAGCGUUGCUGUUGUUGUUUACGAUAUUUCAAACGCCAAGUCCUUCCAGAACACCCGGAAAUGGAUCGACGACGUACGAGGGGAGCGCGGCAAUGAUGUUAUCAUUGUUCUAGUUGGCAACAAGACUGACCUUAACGACAAGCGCGAGGUUACAACCGCGCAGGGUGAAGAGGAGGCUAAGAAGAACGGGUUGAUGUUCAUUGAGACUAGCGCCAAGGUUGGCCACAACGUCAAGCAACUUUUCCGGCGGAUAGCCCAAGCUUUACCAGGCAUGGAAGGUGAAGGUAGCAGAGGAGAGAGCCAAGUGAUUGAUGUGAACAUCACUCCAAAAGAGACCACAACCAACGAUGGAUGCGCCUGCUGAAUGCUGUAAUGUACUACUACCUGGUCGCCACUUUCGAUUACUUCCACCAAUUUGUUCCCUCGAUCUCAAUGAUGAGGUUCGAGAUUGUCAAUAUUGCUGUCAUUCUUAAUCUGUACAUUUUUCUCCCUUUGCUUCUCGAGUGAAUAGCGUGUUUAGAUCGAAGCCGUUUUUUUUUUUUUUUCUCUUUUUCCUGUUUUU
Molecule: messenger RNA, 1061 nt
Organism: Aspergillus caelatus
Lineage: Eukaryota; Fungi; Ascomycota; Eurotiomycetes; Eurotiales; Aspergillaceae
Product: Rab family GTPase YPT6
Exons: 5
Coding region: 234-863 (209 amino acids)
Molecular function (GO): GTPase activity; GTP binding
Source: RefSeq, a predicted model, not a curated record